CUUGGACUUUGUUUUGUGAAAUACUUCAUGGUGCUAUUGCUCUUGGACUCAUCCUGUCCUGAUGUUGAUAUUUGCUAUAAAGUCUGCAGAGAUGGCAUCAUAUAUGCAUAUAUGAGGAUUAAUUGUGUGGGAAUAGGGCAAAUUGUUCGGAAUCUGAUAAAAAUAAAAAUUGGUCCAUAUGUUGUGAGCCGUCGAUUCGUCCCUUCUUUACCACAUCCAUUCGUGAAUUUCGAACUGGCUUACGUGGGCCAUCCGCAUUGAAUUCUGUGGUAACGUGGUGGAUAAACUCCUACAAAGCACGUCCGUCCCAAACUCCCAAGUACUUCCUCCCUCCCUGUACUAAUCCUUGUGGCCAUGUCGUUUUCUGCUGUCGCUGUGUGCCAUCCAGAACGUUUGGUGUCAGUCUUGGCUGAGUAGAUAAACCCUCACUACGUGGCUUAAUCUCAUUUGCUAUGCCUCCCUUACUUCCCCAAUCCAGAUAAUAUCACAACCAAACAAGUUUGCUUGGCAUAGCCAUAGGCAUGACUCUGUGCUUCGACAAAAUACAUAGAAUUUCGACCCUUGAAUUGGAGAGGGUGGGCUUCCUCGGCUUCUCUUUCUCUUAUCGAUGGCUCCAACCCUCACGGCCAAUUCGUUUCUUCUGAUCCCAACGCCGCGCUCGAGGCUCACAGUUUUCUCCAAGCAGUCUGGUCCUUUCCCUUCACUUAGUUUUGGGAAGAGUAACGACUCCGCGUCCUCCGCAGAGACUCAACCGGAUGGUUCGGGUAAUAGCAACCCUUUUUCUUUCAACUUCGGGAAGGUGCCGGACGUCAAGGCUUUGGUCCCAGCUGUGAGUAACCCUUCUUCGGCCUUGUCAUUUAGUUACCUAAGACGUAAGGAUCCCGGCACGGUGUUUGUCGCUGGCGCUACUGGGCAGGCUGGCAUUCGCAUUGCGCAGACUUUGCUGCGCGAAGGUUUUAAUGUCAGGGCUGGUGUGCCGGAGCUCGGUUCUGCCCAAGAGUUGGCUAGUCUUGCUGCCAAAUACAAGAUCAUAUCAAACGAAGACUUGAAACGCCUUAAUGCCGUCCAAUCCACCUUCCAAGAUGCUGAAUCGAUAGCCAAGGCCAUUGGAAACGCUAGCAAGGUCGUCGUCACGAUAGGCUCCGCCGAGAAUGGUCCCACAUCCGAAGUCUCCACGUUGGACGCCUUACAAGUAAUCCAGGCAGCCCAGCUCGCUGGAGUUAGCCACGUGGCUAUUAUCUACGACGAGAGCCCCGGGGGUGCAUCAACAUACAACGUACUGGAUGGCAUCUCCACCUUCUUUAACAACUUCUUCUCGCGAUCACAGCCGUUGAGCGUGCCCGAGUUUUUGCAGAAAGUCAUCGAAACGGACGUCAGCUAUACGUUCAUGAAGACGAGUCUGACAGAAGACUUUUUGCCCGAGAGUUCCUACAACGUUGUGGUGGCAGCCGAGCGAAGCGCUGGUGCAAACGACUACAAAGUAGCCAAGUCGAAGAUAGCAUCUGUUGUAGCCGGAGUGUUCUCAAACACAGCAGUAACUGAAAAUAAGGUUGUGGAAGUUUUUGCAAAUCCAUCAGCCCCCUCAAAGCGUGUAGACGAGCUUUUCAGUGCCAUUCCUGAGGAUGGAAGAAGAAAAGCAUAUGCUGAAUCUCUUGCCAAGGCCAAAGCAGAGAAAGAGGCAAUGGUAGCAGCUGAGAAAGCUCGAGAAGCAGUUGAAGCAACAAAGAAACUCGAAGAAGAGGUGAAAAAGUUAUCUGAGCAAGAAGCUCGGGCUGCAACUCUUGCCCAAGAAGCAAAAGGGCAGGCAGAAGCUGCUGGAGCUUCAGUAGAAACCCUUCUGAGCAAAGCAAAAGACUUCGGGGCAGGGCUGUCUUGGGAAAAGUUUAGUUCCCAGCUCACAAACGCAGCUCAAAAUCCUGAAGAGAAACCGAAAGUGCAGCUUGCAACUGUUAGGGGACAGGCCAAGGCUCGGUCUUUGCCAGCCAUGAAAGCGGUUGUUAAACAGCCUAUAUUCAAGCUUCCUGAUUUGAAACCAAAGGAGAAAUCUAAGCCAAAAGGCAAACAGCCUGAGGACAAGAAAGAAGUCAGGAAGGUAUUUGGCGGCCUGUUUUCACAAGAAACUAUAUAUGUUGAUGAGGACUAAGACGUGACUUUGUGAUCGAUCCUGUCUUCCUUGAGGCUGUUUUGGUUAUGAUUGGUGUAAUAUUUGUAAUUUUUAUUGUUGUUGAAAGGUGGUAAUUUUAUGAGUUUCAGCAAGAAACUCGUACUGAAUUUAAGGCUGACAAUGAAUUUCUCUAAUCAUGUCUAGUGUUUGCAUUUUCCCCUCAGUUCAAUAUAUCUUCGCCUCCCCUGUUUGCAUGUGUAUUACAAUGAAAUGCAGAUUUCUUGGGUUUCACUUUAA
Molecule: messenger RNA, 2401 nt
Organism: Carya illinoinensis
Lineage: Eukaryota; Viridiplantae; Streptophyta; Magnoliopsida; Fagales; Juglandaceae
Product: protein PLASTID TRANSCRIPTIONALLY ACTIVE 16, chloroplastic
Exons: 6
Coding region: 608-2143 (511 amino acids)
Source: RefSeq, a predicted model, not a curated record